AUGGUGCCGGAUGGGAACGCCCAGCCCCCGGUACCGCGGGGGUUGAGGUGGCUCCAGCUCGUGCUGUGGAAUAUCGCGUGCAUAGCCUCCCUGCUCGUCACGUUUGUCUGGGCUUCGGAAGACUACGUCCGACAGGUUCGGCAGGGCACCAAGAACUUCGACGUUCAGGCUCACGGCCUGGUAGCGUUCUUCAUGCUGGUGGAUCAGUUGCUCAUAGCGGACACGUUCAAGCUGGGGCACAUGAUCUUCACCCAGAUCUACGGGCUGGUAUACCUAGCCUUUUCUGUCAUUUGGUUCUACAAAGGCCCGGAAGACGAGAAGUAUCUCUACGAGGACACACUCGAUUGGGGCGAGAACAGGCUGCAGGCCUGCCUGUCGGGAGGGGUCGCCGUAGGGGUCCUCGUGCCGAUCGCCGGACUGCUGCACCUGGUGGUGUUCAGGCUGCGAGAAGCACUCUACGGGAGGGUUCGAGACAAGGACAUCGGAUACAUCAUCUCACUCGCUUUCGAACUACAGGAGAACAACAAGAAGGAACGGAGAACCACGGGCAGAGGGCACUUCACGAAUUGA
Messenger RNA from Ectocarpus siliculosus, 570 nucleotides. The record is from the annotation of a GenBank genome assembly. Lineage: Eukaryota; Phaeophyceae; Ectocarpales; Ectocarpaceae.